AUGCUAUAUUACAAAAUAUGUGAGCCGAAUCAAUAUAUGGUGACCACCGGAGCUAUGAUUAAAGAUGUUAAGAUAAGCAAAAAGGGAUGGGUAUUACCUAGUCAACGAUAUCAGUUCUUUGAUAUCACCCCGGUCAAUUAUACUCUGGAUCUUACGGUGAUGAGUGCUGAAAAACUGGAAUUCAAUUUACCAGCAGUGUUCACUAUUGGGCCGAAGGAUGACGGAGAAAGUCUAAUCCGAUAUGCGAGAUUAUUGGCUGCCAAAGACACGAAAUCCGAUCAGAUUAUACGAGGUAUCAUUGCAGGUGAAACAAGAUCUAUUGCGGCUGCGAUGACUAUGGAAGAAAUUUUUUUGGAAAGAAAGCAAUUUAAACAACACGUAAUUGAGAACGUUCAAGCUGAACUCGACCAAUUUGGUCUUCAUAUUUACAACUGUAACGUUAAACAGCUGCAAGAUUCUCCUGGAUCUGAAUACUUCAAAUACAUGCGUAUGAAAACUCACGAAGGUGCCGUAAAUAGCGCAAAAGUCGAUGUAGCUGAGGCACGUUAUCGUGGUGAUGUGGGUGCCAAAGAACGAGAAGGCAAAACACGUUGUGAAAAUGCACAAAUCGAAGCAGAUACAAUAGCUAUUGAAAAUGAGCUAAAAGCUGUGAUUGCUGAGGCUGAAAUGAAUUUAUCCACAAAGAAAUCAGAGUUUGAACGGAAAACCAAAAUCGCUGCUAUUGAGCGUGAUCAAGCUGCAAAGAUACGUCAGUCGGAACUCCAGAAAGAAGUUGAAACACUUCGUAUGGCGUCCGAGACGGAACGGUUACGUGUAGCUAUGGUAGCGAAAGCUCAAGCCGAGAAAGAAGCUUCUAAUACCGGGGCUGAUUCGUUACUCUACACAAAACAAAAAGCCGCCGAAGCUGAAUUGGUUAAGAGACAAAAAGAAUCUGAAGGUCUCUUGUCUUUAUAUAAUGCUCAAGCGGAUGGCGUAGAAAAUCUUAUGUCAGCCUUUGGUGAUGCAUCUUCGGCAGUUCAAUACAUUAUGAUUGAACGCGGACUCUUUGCACAACUGGCUAAAGAGAAUGCGGAAGCUGUAAGAGGGUUGAAUCCCCAAAUAACUGUUUGGAAUACGGCUGGUCAGGGAACCGCGAAUAAUCCAGUGGCUAAUCUCAUACAAAAUCUUCCACCAUUGCUUUCAACUAUCCAAGAUCAAACUGGCAUUUCGCCGCCAUCGUGGCUCGCUGAUAUGUCAAAGACCACCAGCUAG
Ambispora leptoticha is the source of this 1251-nucleotide messenger RNA. NCBI's taxonomy places the organism in Eukaryota, Fungi, Glomeromycota, Glomeromycetes, Archaeosporales, Ambisporaceae. The record is from the annotation of a GenBank genome assembly.